Fonsecaea nubica is the source of this 1845-nucleotide messenger RNA. Its product is annotated as hsp75-like protein. Gene Ontology annotation, cellular component: plasma membrane; nucleus; cytoplasm. The coding region runs from base 1 to 1845 and encodes 614 amino acids. Gene Ontology annotation, molecular function: misfolded protein binding; ATP binding; ATP hydrolysis activity. The record is from RefSeq and is a predicted model, not a curated record. The transcript has 8 exons. Gene Ontology annotation, biological process: vesicle-mediated transport; protein refolding; cellular response to unfolded protein. NCBI's taxonomy places the organism in Eukaryota, Fungi, Ascomycota, Eurotiomycetes, Chaetothyriales, Herpotrichiellaceae.
AUGGCAGACGAAGUCUAUGAGGGUGCCAUCGGCAUCGAUCUUGGUACCACUUACUCCUGUGUCGCCGUCUACGAAGGCACAAAUGUCGAAAUCAUCGCCAAUGAGCAAGGUAGCUUCACCACCCCUUCCUUCGUCUCCUUCACCGAUGAGGAGCGCCUCAUCGGCGAGGCUGCAAAAAACCAGGCGGCCAUGAACCCGGAAAACACAGUCUUUGACGUCAAGCGAUUGAUCGGAAGACGGUUUGAUGACCCAACGGUCAAGAAGGAUAUCGAAUCAUGGCCGUUCAAGGUCGUUGACCAGGGCGGCAACCCCAUGGUUCAGGUCCAAUACCUCGGGGAAACCAAGACUUUCUCACCCCAGGAAAUCUCCUCCAUGGUCUUGAUGAAGAUGAAGGAGGUUGCAGAGACCAAGCUGGGCAAGAAAGUUUCCAAGGCCGUUGUCACGGUGCCUGCUUAUUUCAAUGACAAUCAGCGACAAGCCACCAAGGACGCUGGUGCCAUUUCCGGCCUCAACGUCCUCCGUAUCAUCAACGAGCCCACUGCUGCCGCCAUCGCCUACGGUCUUGGAUCUGGCAAGUCAGACAAGGAGCGAAACGUCCUCAUCUACGAUCUUGGUGGUGGUACCUUCGAUGUUUCUCUCCUAAACAUCCAAGGUGGUGUCUUCACCGUCAAGGCUACUGCUGGAGAUACCCAUUUGGGUGGUCAGGACUUUGACACCAACCUUCUCGAGCACUUCAAGAAAGAGUUCACGAGGAAGACCAAGAAGGAUUUGUCUGGUGACGCCCGUGCUCUUCGACGACUUCGGACCGCCUGCGAACGCGCUAAGAGAACACUGUCGAAUGGUACCCAGGCUACAGUUGAGAUUGAUUCGCUGUUCGAUGGAGAAGAUUUCAAUGCUACCAUCACCCGUGCUCGAUUUGAGGAUCUCAAUGCCAAGAUCUUCAAUGGUACCCUGGACCCUGUUCAACAAGUCCUGAAAGACGCCAACAUCGAGAAAUCAAAGGUGGACGAGAUUGUGCUUGUUGGUGGUUCAACCCGUAUCCCUCGUAUCCAGAAAUUGCUGAGCGAUUUCUUCGACGGCAAGAAGCUGGAGAAGAGUAUUAACCCUGACGAAGCCGUUGCCUACGGAGCCGCCGUGCAGGCAGGUAUCCUGUCCGGCAAAGCCACCUCUGCUGAGACUGCCGACCUUCUCCUGCUCGAUGUCGUUCCUCUAUCUCUCGGUGUGGCUAUGGAAGGCAACAUUUUCGCUCCCGUUGUUCCUCGCGGCAACACGGUGCCUUGCGUUAAGAAGAGAACCUUCACCACUGUGGUUGACAACCAGCAAACCGUCCAGUUCCCCGUCUACCAAGGAGAGCGGACCAACUGCGAGGACAACACUUCUCUGGGCGAGUUUACUCUGUCUCCGAUCCCCCCACAACGUGCUGGAGAUGCUGCUCUCGAAGUUGUGUUCGAAGUAGAUGUCAAUGGUAUUCUUAAAGUCACUGCGACCGAGAAAUCCUCCGGUCGAAGCGCCAACAUUACCAUCUCCAACGCCGUCGGCAAACUCUCCACCACUGAGAUCGAAAAGAUGGUUGAGGACGCUGCUAAAUUCAAAACCAGCGACGAGGCAUUCACCAAGAAAUUCGAGGCCAAGCAGCAACUCGAGUCAUACAUUGGUCGUGUGGAGGAACUGAUCAACGACCCGGGAUUGUCGAUGAAGAUGAAGCGUGGCAACAAGGCCAAGAUCGAGGAGGCCUUGAGUGACGCUAUGCAACAGCUUGAGGUGGAUGAUUCGACUCCGGAUGAUUUGAAGAAGAAGGAAUUGGCUCUGAAGAGAGCUAUGACCAAGGCCAUGGCUACGAGGUAG